Panthera uncia (snow leopard) is the source of this 3174-nucleotide messenger RNA. RefSeq names its product MCF.2 cell line derived transforming sequence (gene MCF2). Gene Ontology annotation, biological process: dendrite development; intracellular signal transduction. Bases 49 to 3090 code for a protein of 1013 amino acids. Gene Ontology annotation, molecular function: guanyl-nucleotide exchange factor activity. The record is from RefSeq and is a predicted model, not a curated record. The transcript is spliced from 28 exons. Gene Ontology annotation, cellular component: cytoplasm. Lineage: Eukaryota; Metazoa; Chordata; Mammalia; Carnivora; Felidae.
AUAGAAACCCAGCUGCUGCUCUGUGUGAAGGACAUCAGUCAUUUCUUAAUGCAAGAUAUCGCCUUCUUGUCCGGUGGCCGGGGAAAGGAUAAUGCUUGGAUCAUUACUUUUCCAGAAAAUUGUAAUUUCAGAUGUAUACCAGAAGAAGUGAUAGCGAAAGUGUUGACUUACUUGACAUCUAUUGCAAGGCAAAAUGGAUCUGACUCCCGGUUUACCAUUAUUCUUGAUCGAAGAUUGGAUACAUGGUCUUCUCUCAAAAUUUCUCUUCAGAAAAUCUCAGUUUCUUUUCCUGGGAACUUGCACUUGGUGUUGGUCCUACGUCCCAGCAGUUUUCUUCAAAGGACUUUCACAGACAUUGGAUUUCGAUUUAGUCAGGAGGAUUUCAUGCUGAAGUUACCAGUGGUUAUGCUGAGCUCAGUUAGUGAUUUGCUGACAUACAUUGAUGACAAGCAGUUAACCCCUGAGUUAGGCGGCACCUUGCAGUACUCCAACAGUGAAUGGAUCAUCUUCAGAAAUGCUAUAGAAAAUUUUGCUCUCACAGUGAAGGAAAUGGCUCAGAUGUUACAGUCCUUUGGAACUGAACUGGCGGAGACAGAACUGCCAGAUGAUAUUCCUUCAAUAGAAGAAAUCCUUGCGCUUCGUGCCGAGAGGUAUCACAUGUUAAAGAAUGAUAUUACAGCUGUAACCAAAGAAGGAAGAAUCCUCCUCACAAGUCUGGAAGUGCCUAGCAUUGAAGAUGUCGUCAGUUCAAGACUUGAACGUCGGCCACAAAUCAAUGGUGACUGGCAAACCGUUAAUAAAUUGCUGACUCAAGUACAUGAUAUGGAAAUAGCUUUUGAUGGAUUUUGGGAAAAACACCAACUAAAAAUGGAGCAGUAUCUGCAACUAUGGAAGUUUGAGCAGGAUUUUCAAGAGCUCGUGAGUGAAGUCGAACUUCUGUUAAACCAACAAGCAGAGCUGGCAGACGUCACCGGGAACCUAGGUCAAGUAAAACAAAAAAUUAAAAAGUUGGAAAACUUAGAUGAAAAUUCUCAGGAUCUGUUAGCAAAGGCCCGCUUUGUGAUAUUACACGGACACAGACUUGCUUCAAAUCACCAUUAUGCACUUGAUUUGAUCUGCCAGAGGUGCAAUGAACUCCGUUACCUUUCUGAUAUUUUGGUUAAUGAGAUUAAAGCCAAACGGAUACAGCUCAGCAGGAUCUUCAAAAUGCAUAAACUCCUGCAGCAGGCUCGUCAGUGCUGUGAUGAAGGAGAAUGCCUUCUAGCUAACCAGGAAGUAGAGAAGUUUCAGUCUAAAGAAGAUGCUCAGAAAGCCCUCCAAGACAUUGAAAAUUUUCUUGAAAUGGCUCUGCCCUUUAUCAAUUGCGAUCCUGAUGCCCUACAGUAUGAAUUUGAUGUAAUUUUAUCACCCGAGCUUAAGGUGCAAAUGCAGACAGUGCAACUCAAGCUUAAAAACAUUCGGAGUAUAUUUGAGAACCAACAAGCUGGGUUCAGGAACCUGACGGACAAGCGUGUGAAGCCAAUCCAGUUUGUGGUACCUGCUUCUGACAGUUUGAUCAGAUCCGGAGUACCCUUUUUGUCACCGAAACAUGUGGGAGUUGGAUACUCUUUCUUUCAAGCAUGUAAACUUUUUUCAAAAGGGAAGAAGAGUUGGAGACAAAAUCAGAGCAACUUAAAAAUCGAAGUGGUGCAUGAUUGUCGGGAGCAGAGAAAUUCUGGUCAAUCCUCCAGUCUGGACAAUGACAAUAGCUUGGAUAUUUUACAGAACCACGUCCUAAAUGAGCUGAUACAGACAGAGAGGGUCUAUGUUCACGAGCUGUUUACUGUUUUGUUGGGCUACAGAGCGGAGAUGGAUAAUCCUGAGAUGUUUGAUCUUAUGCCACCUCUCCUGAGAAAUAAAAAGGAUGUCCUCUUUGGAAAUAUGGCAGAAAUCUAUGAAUUCCAUAACGACAUUUUCUUGAGCAGUCUGGAAAAUUGCGUUGACGCUCCAGAGAGAGUGGGACCUUGUUUCCUCGAAAGGAAAGAUGAUUUUCAGAUGUAUGCAAAAUACUGUCAGAAUAAACCCAGAUCAGAGGCAAUUUGGAAGAAGUAUUCAGAAUGCGCCUUUUUCCAGGAAUGUCAAAGAAAAUUAAAACACAGGCUUGGUCUGGAUUCCUAUUUGCUCAAACCCGUGCAACGAAUCACUAAGUAUCAGUUACUGUUAAAGGAGCUGCUGAAAUAUAGCAACGGCUGCCAAGGGAUUGAACAAUUAAAGGAGGCUCUGGACACGAUGCUGGAUUUACUGAAGUCAGUUAAUGACUCCAUGCAUCAGAUCGCAAUAAAUGGCUAUAUUGGAAACUUAAAUGAACUGGGCAAGAUGGUAAUGCAGGGAGCAUUCAGUGUUUGGACUGGACACAAGAAAGGUGCUACAAAGAUGAAGGAUUUUGCUAGAUUCAAACCAAUGCAGCGGCAUCUGUUCUUGUAUGAAAAAGCCAUUGUCUUUUGUAAGAGGCGCGUUGAAAGCGGAGAAGGGUCUGAUAGAUACCCAUCGUACAGCUUUAAGCACUGUUUGAAAAUGGAUGAAGUUGGCAUCACUGAAUAUGUAAAAGGAGAUAACCGCAAGUUUGAAAUCUGGUAUGCUGGCAAGGAAGAAGUUUAUAUUGUCCAGGCUCCGAAUGUCGAUGUGAAAAUGACAUGGUUGAAAGAAAUACGAAGUAUUUUGUUGAAGCAACAGGAACUUAUGACAGUUAAAAAACGAAAGCAACACAAUCAGUUAACACAACAGGAUCAGCUUCCUACUCAGCAGAUUGAUGCAAGGCAACACGGAUCCUUUAUGGGUGCCGAGGAGACUGAAUCAGAACACAGCAGCACUGUGGUGGACGUCCGGGAGACCGUCCCACUGGUUCAGGCCGAAGCGAACACAGUUUGGACCCAGAUGUCAUCACCUGCAGAAAUUUCUGAAGACCCUGAGGAGUGGUCAAGCAACUAUUUCUAUUCUUCUUAUGAUGACAAUGAAGAAGAAGAAAGGCCCCUAAUGAGCAAGCACGAGCCGAGGGAGGAGCAGAGAGAGAGAGGAGAGACAGAACCCCAAGCAGGCUCUGCGCUGACGUGAGGCUCGAUGCCACGAACCACGAGAUCAUGACCUGAGCUGAAAUCGAGAGUCGGGCGCUUAACCAACUGAGCCACCCGGGCACCC